AUGGCGAAGCACAAGCUAAGAUUGUCACAUAUGAUACCAAAUGCUUGGUUUUACAGGCUUCGAGAUAUGAACACCAAACCACUUUCAUCUGCGUACUCUUCUUCAACUUCAAAGCAGCACAACCACUCAAGAAACUCUAUCUGCUACACCCCUACGCUUCAACCAGUUUACACUACGAACAUUAUCCACAAUCCUCCUUCUCCAAAACAUCCACUCUGCACUCAACCCACUGAGCCAAUUGAUCAUACCCAUCAAGAUUUAUUUCUUUCUCCUACCAGCUGUUCAUAUAAGUACCCUUUCUCCGAGUCAACUCGCUCAACACCACCCUCCACCUUUUGUAGUCGUGAACUGAUUACUGCUUCAACUACUGACAACCUUCAAAAGCUUCCUCCAAUUAUAACUAAACCCACAAAAUCCAGCAUUGACAAAUCAACGAUGGUUGAGAAGAAUGAAGGAACUCGCAGUAAAAGCUCAGUUUCAAUCAAGACAAUCAAAGAAAACAUCUCCAAGAAAGAAACUGCAGGGGGAAAACCAGUUUCAGAAAUCAAGAUCAGAUCGAAUUCUUCCAAAACACCAGUAUGCAAGAGAAUGGUUCAUGAUAAUAAUGACGACAAAAGAAAAAAGAAGCUGUCAAGUAGCCGAUGCAUUGUGAAGUCAUCAUUUGACCCACAGAAGGACUUGAAGGAAUCAAUGCUAGAGAUGAUUCUGGAGAAUAACAUCCGGGAGUCAAAGGAUUUGGAAAAGCUUCUCGCAUGUUACCUGUCCUGGAAUUCAAAUGAGUAUCAUGAUAUGAUCGUCAAGGCGUUUGAGCAAAUCUGGUUGAAUUUUAACUUUAGUAGUUUAGUGCACUAG
This is a messenger RNA of Lactuca saligna, 852 nucleotides long. NCBI's taxonomy places the organism in Eukaryota, Viridiplantae, Streptophyta, Magnoliopsida, Asterales, Asteraceae. The record is from the annotation of a GenBank genome assembly.